GUAAAUCCCGACAUUUUUCUUCCACUUUGGUUAAGCUUUUCAUGUGUUUCAAAGAUCCGAUCGCCUUUGCGAUCCCUUUUAUAUCAAACUAUCUCCCACUAACGAUUUUACACGUCUCAGUACUACUAGACAUGGUUGUUGUCAACAAAGCUGGAGAACAAGGGACACGGGGGGAACAGGGGAAUAAAGGUUCCACGGAGGAGGAAAGUAACACGCAGGACCACUCGCAUCAUAACACCUGGACACUUGAAAGGAUUGAAGGAGUCGAAGGUGACAGGAAACAAGGCCUUUAUUUCCUCUUCAUGGUGGUUGGGAUUCUCGUAGUAUGUAUGAGAAGUUAACCAUGCUGAACCUGCAGAGUGGCUCAAACUGGAGCGGGCCUAACAACUGGUACCAUGACCCCACUGGUGUUCAGACGCAACACAGCACAGUGUCUGACGGCUGUCUGCUGGACACAGAGGGCAGCAUGGGGGGAGAGGUGGGCGGAGGAGGAGGGGUAGCAGGUCGAGGAGGAGUAGGAGGAGGAGUGCCGGUGGACAGGGACGAUGGCGAAGAGUCGCAACUGAGGCUGCAGCUGAAGAGGAAGCUGCAGAGGAACAGGACGAGCUUCACGCAGGAGCAGAUCGAGGCUCUGGAGAAAGAGUUUGAAAGGACACAUUACCCAGAUGUCUUUGCACGGGAGAGAUUGGCCAAUAAGAUCGAUCUACCUGAGGCCAGGAUACAGGUGUGGUUCUCAAACCGAAGAGCCAAGUGGAGGAGGGAGGAGAAGCUGCGCAAUCAAAGGAGGUCAGGAGGCGUGACUUCCUGUUCACAGAGCCAAGCCCCUUUGACCACCUCCUUCAACACAUCCGUCUACCAUCAGCAGCACGGCAGCAGCUCAGGGUCCAUGUUGAGUCAGGCUGAGUCGUCCCUGCCCAGCUACAGCUCUCUGUCAGUUUUCUCAUCUGGAGUCCAGUCCAUUCCUCCUCAGUCGGCCUCCUCCUACUCCUGCAUGUUACCUCCCUCCCCCUCUGCCCCCCGCAGCUUUGACUCCUCGGCGUACUCCUCCCCUCACCUGCAGACCCCAUCCUCAGGCAAUUCCAACACCGGGCUCAUAUCCCCUGGCGUUUCGGUGCCAGUCCAGGUACCAGGAACUGAGCAGCAGAGCAUGAGUCAUAACCUGGGUCAGUACUGGGCCAGACUACAGUGA
Molecule: messenger RNA, 1189 nt
Organism: Cheilinus undulatus (humphead wrasse)
Lineage: Eukaryota; Metazoa; Chordata; Actinopteri; Labriformes; Labridae
Gene: pax10
Product: paired box 10
Exons: 9
Coding region: 326-1189 (287 amino acids)
Biological process (GO): anatomical structure development; regulation of transcription by RNA polymerase II
Molecular function (GO): RNA polymerase II cis-regulatory region sequence-specific DNA binding; DNA-binding transcription factor activity, RNA polymerase II-specific
Source: RefSeq, a predicted model, not a curated record